Molecule: messenger RNA, 1903 nt
Organism: Miniopterus natalensis
Lineage: Eukaryota; Metazoa; Chordata; Mammalia; Chiroptera; Miniopteridae
Gene: MFAP3L
Product: microfibril associated protein 3 like
Source: RefSeq, a predicted model, not a curated record
GGGCGCACGGCAGCCACCUGAGUGGCGAGGCAGCGUCAGGUUCUUAAUCAAGAACCAACUCUAUGGAUCCAAGACAGGUUUGCCCCACGGCCUGCUCUGAAGAGCGUGCUGUCCGAUAGAAGAUUCCAUUGGCAAACCAUCUCUGUUGCCUUACAGAGCAAGCAAAGAAGAUGGAUCGAUUGAAGAGCCAUCUGCCUGUGUGCAUUCUACCUUCUGUGCCCUUUUUAAUCCUAGUAUCCACUCUAGCGACUGCAAAGAGUGUGACUAACAGCACUUUAAAUGGCACUGACUUGGUCUUCGGCUUCAUGCCCGUAAUCAUUGCCAGAACUGACCAUAUCAUAGUCAAGGAAGGGAACAGUGCCUUGAUUAAUUGUAGUGUUAAUGGCAUCCCCAAUCCACAGUUCAAGUGGUAUAAUUCCAUCGGCAAGCUGCUGAAAGAAGAGGAAGAUGAGGAGAGAGGGGAAGGAAAGUGGCAGAUGCACGAGGGCGGCCUCCUGAACAUCACCAGGGUGUCUUUUUCAGACCGAGGGAAAUACACAUGUGUGGCUUCCAAUGCCUAUGGCAUCGUGAACAACACGGUGACCCUGCGAGUCAUCUUCACCUCUGGAGACAUGGGUGUCUACUACAUGGUCGUGUGCCUCGUGGCCUUCACCGUGGUCAUCGUCCUCAACAUCACCCGCCUGUGCAUGAUGAGCAGCCACCUGAAGAAGACCGAGAAGGCCAUCAACGAGUUCUUUAGGACAGAAGGCGCAGAGAAGCUGCAGAAGGCAUUCGAGAUCGCCAAGCGGAUCCCCAUCAUCACCUCGGCCAAAACCCUAGAGCUUGCCAAAGUCACCCAGUUCAAAACCAUGGAGUUUGCCCGCUACAUUGAAGAGCUGGCCAGGAGCGUGCCUCUGCCGCCCCUCAUCAUGAACUGCAGGACCAUCAUGGAAGAGAUCAUGGAAGUGGUGAGGCUGGAGGAACAGGGGCAGAAUUUUGUGCAGCACACCCCAGAGGGCCAGGAGGCCGCGGACCAGGACGAGGUGUACACGAUCCGAAACUCUCUGAAGCGAAGCGACUCCCCCACCGCCGACUCCGACGCCUCGUCCCUGCACGAACAGCCUCAGCAGAUUGCCAUCAAGGUGUCCGUGCACCCACAGGCCAAAAAAGAUCAUGUGGGCGACCAAGAGGGGGUACAGUUUGAAGAAGGCAAAGACGAAGAGGAGACAGAACCGUCAGCGGAGCGUUCCCCAGAAACUGUAGAGCCCUCUACAGAUGUGACGUCCACCGAGCUGACGUCUGAAGAGCCCACGCCUGUCGAGGUAUCAGAUCGAGUCCUGCCACCAGCCCACCUGGAAACCGCAGAGCCGGCAGGGGCACACGACAGAAACACCUGCAUUAUUUAUGAAAGCCAUGUCUAAUUUCAACUCUGAAAAGCUAUGCAUAUCCAGAAAAUCAGGGGCUGCCCCUGGUAGUCCAGAUGUAGUACGCACUUGCCACUAAGCCUUACCAGGAGACUCUCACCCCUUAGGUAGGAGUGAUGUCCUUGUAAAGGGGAAGGACCUGCGCGCAGUUCACGUGACUGCAUCUUCCCCGGUAGGAAAGGAUGUGGGAAACAUCAGGGUGCAGGAUUGAUGAUAUAGUCCACGUGAUACGAGUUUUAGAGACGAUUCUCUGCCAAAUACCUUAAUUGGUGAUGCCCUUUCGGCAAAGAGUACACUCCUGUAAGAUAAAUUCUGAGUUCAAGAGCCCUGUCCAACGCACAUGGCAUUGCUUUUCUUUUGAAAAAUUAGAGGUCUGCUGCAAUAGCAAAUGCACGUAUAUGGGUUUGUUGCACUUUCUUCUGUCUUUACUCCUUUCACUGCUCCCUUGCAAGGGAGUAGGUGUUAUAUUAAUACUAAUUGCUCUUUCUGGUCUAGUCUUC